This is a messenger RNA of Trypanosoma conorhini, 831 nucleotides long. RefSeq lists its product as uncharacterized. NCBI's taxonomy places the organism in Eukaryota, Euglenozoa, Kinetoplastea, Trypanosomatida, Trypanosomatidae. The transcript has a single exon. The record is from RefSeq and is a predicted model, not a curated record. Bases 1 to 831 code for a protein of 276 amino acids.
AUGGAGUCGUCGGUGUCGUCGUUGAUGGACCACCUCAACGGGGUGGAAACACGCCGCCGUGUUGUCAUGAUGAAGCGUAAAGAGGCAGAGACGCGGCUCGCCUUUGCCACGGAGGAGGAGCAGCAGCUGGAACAGCAGAGUCUACAGAAUGAGGGUCGGGCGGCGGAACUGAAGAAGGAGCUGGACCACCUUCUUGAGGAGCAGCGCCAGAUGCAGCUGCAGGUAAUGGCCGGCAUGGACACUGUUCGCCAGAGCGAGGUGGAAGAGGCGCUUCUUAUCGAACACGUGCGCGGUCAGCUGGAGAAGGCGAGCACGCUCGCGACGACGUGGCGUGGGCACGCACGUGACUUGGACGAGGUGCAGCGCUGCUGGGGGAAGGAUGAUGUGGCGGUCCCCAUUCAACAACGUGCCGCAGAGCUUGACGCUGAAUUGGUUCGUUUGUGUGCUGAAAAGGUGCGACUUGAACGAGCCAUCAAGGAGGCGAGGGAGACGCAUGCGCUGCGGACCGCCGGCCUCACCGCAGGAGCAGCACCACAACAAUCCGAUCCGGCAGCUGCACAUGCAAUACCGGUGGGUGAGGACGUCGCCGCCAUCCACUUGAAGGAGCAGUUGGAGUCGGAGCAACGUGAGUUGGCAGAGCUCCAGCUGCAUCAUGCGAGGCAGAUUGCGGCGUUAGAUCGCGAAGUUGCAGACAUGACGAGCCGCUCUGUAGAGCUCGGCCAGUGGCUCGCCGACACAGUUGGCUCGCGCGAUCAGGCGCUCCAAAGUACUCAGCUUCUGCAGUCAUGCUUGAAGAGCGGCGUCUGUGCAUUCUGCCGCCCAUCGUCCUGA